Messenger RNA from Trichoderma aggressivum f. europaeum, 1134 nucleotides. RefSeq lists its product as uncharacterized. The transcript has a single exon. The record is from RefSeq and is a predicted model, not a curated record. Bases 1 to 1134 code for a protein of 377 amino acids. Lineage: Eukaryota; Fungi; Ascomycota; Sordariomycetes; Hypocreales; Hypocreaceae.
AUGAGCUCUCGAAAUGUUGUCCAAGUCGGGCCUGCCCACGCACAAGCCGAAAGUCGGCUGAUGCGGCUUCCUCGAGAGCUACGCACCAUCAUUUACACCUUUCUGUUCUCGUCGACCCGCUUCACAUCUGGAACGAGAUACAUUCCACGCGCAGCGAUUAUUCACUUCGUUCCGGCUCCUCAUGGUCUUGCACUUCUCCUCAGCUGCCGCCGAGCAUACAUCGAAGUCGGCAAGUCUUGGGUUAGCCAGGUUCAUUUUUGUUUUGAGGACGCAAAAGCUAUGCUCGAUAAACUUGCCGAUAUUUCCCUCGAUACUCGCUCAAUGAUUCGCCAUGUCCGGGUUUUGGGUGGCCCUAUAUUGAUUUGUUACAGGCGAGAGGCGGCGGUUUGGCAUACUUAUCAGCUCUUGAAGCUUCUUCCAGGACUGAAACUUGACAGAUUGACGGUGUGUGAUAUCGAUGAAGCCCAGACUUCUUAUGAUGCUGUCAGCCGUCUGGUAAAGUACAGUGACGGAUGGAAAGAGCUCCACUACAAAUCACAUGCUUCACGCUUCAUCGGUUUCGUACCAGCUCGGCUCAACGAGCUCAAUGAAAAUGCCGGAGAGCAACGCUUGUUCCGUGAGCCACAACCAGGUGGCUGGCAACAAAAGCUCGAGGAUCGCGAUGGCUCAAGCUCUGAAGCUUCCGUCACUAUUUACAGAUCUGACAUUCCGCGCCCAAACUAUUCUACACCAUACAGAAGUCGUGCGGGUAAGUGGAUCAAGUUUACGCAAGCUCUGGCGCCCGAUCAGGAUAUUGGAGAUUACCAAAAAGUAAAAGAUCCGCAGUUGAUGGACCGUUCCGAGAUGGACAAGGAGGUGUUGGUUGUGGUGAAACGGGGCAGAGGUGUUGAUUACGAGGAGAAACAAGGGUCGCCAUACCUCAACGCAGGCGACGGCGAUAUUCGAGAAAGAUUUCCUGGAAAGACAUGGGUCGAGAUCAAGGCGAGCAAAGACAUAUUCCGAUACCUAUCCGCUGGUGUUGUAUAUCCUGACAGAUAUCAAUGGAAGGAGAGGCAUCUGGAUUUUGUGGACCAUUAUACUCAUGUAGACGACUACGUGUGGUCUCACACCUCUGUGUUUCGGGGGGCCGAUUAA